AUGCUUAAAUAGAAAAAAAUCUGCCAUUUGUUAAUCUUCACGACAAAAGUAAUGCAUACAUAUAUGAUUUAAUAACAAACAGCUCGUUUGAAUCUCUUAGGCUUGUUCUAAAUAUAAACCUGUAGCCUCACAUUAUUAGUUUCAGGCUCUUUUGCUUUGAGUUAAGGAGCACAAUAUCGGACAUCAACGUGAAGCAUUAAGAAAGGUAAAAUAUCUCAAUAAAUUGCUCCGCUGAAUGAUGAGUCUUUCAGCUCUCUGAAUGUGGCGCACUGUAUGCCGACGGUCGCAGUGGAAAGCGUCAGGUCCGAGCCAAUGGCAGUAAGCGUGAUCUGCUAUUGGUUAACAGAGCGAUCACUGCCAACCCGUGACUCCGCCCAUGCUCGUAAGAUAUGGAAUCUACUGGCGCCAGGUCCGACAGUACACAGGCACAAUUCAUUAAUGAGACAUCUCUCCGCUUCAGACAGCCGCAGAGGUUUUUAGAGAGACUUUUAACAAUCGAGCAGCCGACAAUUCAAAGCUGUGCAAAUUACGAAUGUCAACAGACGUCCUGAGGAUUAACAUUCUUUGUAAAGGACUAACACGGCAUUAAAUAAACAGGAUUGGAGUGCUGAAAUGCUGCUUUGCGCUGUGAUCCUGAGGAUUGUUGAAAACCCGAGGAUUGUGUAAAGCCAAGGACCUUUAUUUCUCAAAAAUAAAGGCUUGUGCAGAAAGUGAAUAGGGGCAUCAGAAGCACCAUUUUUACUGUAGCCUAGGCAAACGACAAAUAUUGUAAUAUUUUACUGGACCGUGGUGUUGCUCCUGUCAGCGUCUAAAACGAUUUCAGUAAGCAGACUUUUAGAAGGAAAAAAACGGGCCCUUUAGAAAUGGAGGUUGCGUCCGAUCAGUCUCGGUGGAUGGCCCAUCAUCAUGCGGUACUCAAUGGUCAGCACCCAGACUCCCAUCACCACGGGCUUACACACAACUACAUGGAGCCCAUGGCGCCUCUUCUGCCACCGGACGAGGUGGAUGUGUUCUUGAACCACUUGGACUCGCAGGGUAAUCCUUACUACCCCAACUCACGAGCCAGGGUCUCCUACGGACAAGCGCACGCUCGUCUCACGGGAGGUCAGGUCUGCCGACCACACCUCAUACACAGCCCCGGUAUUCCCUGGCUGGACAGCGGUAAAGCAGCGCUCUCUGCCGCCCACCACAACGCCUGGGCGGUGAGUCACUUCGGCAAGCCCGGCCUGCACCACGCCAGCGCCGGUUACCCGUGCAGCAGCAGUUCCAGCACGGCUCCCGUCUCUUCUCUUACAUCUGCGACCCAUUCCAGUCCGCAUCCCCUCUACAAUUUCCCCCCGACCCCACCGAAAGACGUCUCCCCGGAUCCCGGUCCCUCUUCCCCGACCUCCACCACGGCAAGAAUGGACGAGAAGGAGUCCAUUAAGUACCAACUGUCUAUCGCUGAUGGGAUGAAAAUGGAGGGAUGUAGUCCCCUUCGGGGCAGCCUGGCAAUGAGCGCUCAGACACCGUCCACGCAUCAUCCCAUCCCUACCUACCCGACAUAUUCUCUGCCCACGCCACACGACUACGGCAGCGGUCUGUUUCACCCGGGAACUCUCCUCAGUGGAUCAGCGUCCAGUUUCACACCCAAAUGCAAAAGCAAGACACGAUCGUGCUCAGAGGGGCGUGAGUGUGUGAACUGCGGAGCCACCUCCACCCCGCUGUGGCGGCGGGACGGGACGGGCCACUACCUCUGCAACGCGUGCGGCCUGUACCACAAGAUGAACGGCCAGAACAGACCCCUCAUCAAGCCCAAGCGCAGACUGUCUGCUGCGAGACGGGCCGGCACCUGCUGCGCGAACUGCCAGACGACCACGACCACUCUGUGGCGGCGCAACGGGAACGGCGACCCGGUGUGCAACGCCUGCGGGCUCUACUACAAACUCCACAACGUCAACAGGCCACUGACCAUGAAAAAAGAGGGCAUCCAAACACGCAACCGCAAGAUGUCCAGCAAGUCCAAGAGGAGUAAGCGAUCCGGAGAAGGUUUCGAGGAGCUCUGCAGGACAAGCAUGCAGGACAAGACCUCUCCGUUUGGCAGCGCUCUGGCAAGCCACAUGCCACACAUGGGCCACCUGCCACCUUUCAGCCACUCCGGACACAUGCUGCCCACGCCGACUCCCAUCCACCCGUCGUUCAGCCACCCGCACCAUUCCAGCCGGUCUCCCGCAUGGGCCGAACCUCACUGAAGUUCCACCUUCACGUGCAUUCCCUCAGCAGAGGCCUCCGCCGCGGCGAACAUCUCCAUGCACCCCCUCCCUUCAACAUCUUCCACAGGAGAGGGGGUUCAUGUUGGGUUAAUUUCUGGAAGGACUGUGAUGACAUCGACGACCAUGUCGACUUGUAUAGAGGACGGUUUGUAAGCACGUUUCCUUCUUCAGGCUCACUGGACGCUGAGAACACUCACAGAGAAGAGGGAGAGAGCUUUCUUUGCUUUCAGCUUCUCAUUUUACUGAGUCACUUUGGUACUGUCCUGAAAGAGAGGAUGUGUGUGCAGAAUCACUGUGUGGCAGUUUCAUUGAAGACAGCCGCCUCAGAACUACAUUUGGCUCUCUUGCAAAGGACUCACAUUGACUCUAAACAUAAGAAAGAGAGAGAGAGAGAGAGAGAGAGACCACUAACUCUAUCCCCCUAACAUGCUGGAAUACGUGGUUCCCUCUGAGCGGACUCUACGGAUACGACAUACGCAAACAAAUGUUUAUAAAGGUUAAUUGUUAUUAUCGUUAUUGUUAUAAUUGUUAUUAUGAUAAUUUAUUUUCACUCUUUAUCUCUUGUUUUGCUUUCCUCAGAACACAUUGUUAUAUCAUAAACAUUAUUUGAUUGGUAUUGAUGAAAAAAACACUGACCUAUCCUAGCCAAGGCCAUGUUGCCGAGCUGUACGUUUUUAUCAUUUUCCAUUACGCAAAUAAAGGAAAUAAAGUU
This is a messenger RNA of Triplophysa rosa, 2964 nucleotides long. It is a transcript of the gene gata2a, whose product is annotated as GATA binding protein 2a. Gene Ontology annotation, cellular component: nucleus. Bases 864 to 2231 code for a protein of 455 amino acids. The transcript has 6 exons. Lineage: Eukaryota; Metazoa; Chordata; Actinopteri; Cypriniformes; Nemacheilidae. Gene Ontology annotation, biological process: positive regulation of transcription by RNA polymerase II; negative regulation of transcription by RNA polymerase II; positive regulation of miRNA transcription. Gene Ontology annotation, molecular function: zinc ion binding; DNA-binding transcription factor activity, RNA polymerase II-specific; RNA polymerase II cis-regulatory region sequence-specific DNA binding. The record is from RefSeq and is a predicted model, not a curated record.